AUGGAGUCCCUGCCUGAUGAAAUUGUACAAUACAUUUUGUCCCACAUAAAUAAUGCUAAAGACGUGGCCUCUUGCAUGUGUGUCUCCAAGAGGUGGAAGGACUCAGUACCUUAUUUGAGGAGCCUAUUUUUCCCACGAAAUCUUCUUGACAUUUUUGGCAAUCCUCCCGAUGCCAUUGUGAUGCAAAUGAUUUCUUCAAUUGCCGACUUAGAGGAACUUGUAGUCUAUUGUACAUUUUCCUGUGUUGGGCUCCGGUUAUGGCUGUCGAUAGCAGGACCCUCCUUGAAGAACCUUGAGCUUCGAAUGGAUACCAUAAUCACCCCCCAGAAUUUUCCUAAAUCCCCUUCAAAGUUGGAUUGCAUUGGGUCUGCAUGGAAUUUGGAGUCCCUUAAGCUUUGGGGUGUGCUAAUGAUUGAUUCGCCCCAAUGGGAUGUUUUCCUUAGGCUAAGAAAUCUGGAAGUAGUUGGUGCUAGAUUGAAGGACACCGCACUAUCUGAUGCACUUCGCGCUUGUCCUAAUUUGACUCACCUGUUGCUUCUUGGUUGUGAGGGUUUGAAGUCUGUUUCAAUUGAGCUUCCUCAUCUGGAGCAUUGUAAGCUUGAUUUUACCGGAAAUGGUAACUGCUUGCUUUCGCUCAAUUCACCAAAGCUCGAAUCACUUGAAGUACAAGGUUGUAGAUUGAUCAGAGUCCACAAAACUCAACGCUUGAAAAAUCUCUCAAUUGCCAACAAUAAAGGACGUGUUUGUAUGUUGGAUUUUGGAAAACUUGUGGCACUGGAGUCCUUGUCAAUGAGAGGAAUACAGUGGUGCUGGGAUGCCAUAAGCAAAAUGCUUCAGAUGGCCAGUGAAGUGAAGCAACUAUACAUGAAAGUGGAAUUCACUGGGGAUUUUGAGGAACUCAUGCCAUUUCCGGAGAUUGAUUUUGUUGACUUCUUUAACAGCCACCCAAAGCUGCAAACUUUUGACAUUCAUGGUGCCAUGUUUGCUGCUCUUUGCCAAAAGAACAGCUUGAAAUAUGUGGACUCGAGAUUUUCAAUUCCGUGCCUUGAAAAGGUUAUGAUUACUGUCAGAUCACCCUUGAAUGCCGAACAGAAGAUGAAUACUCUGGAGUCUUUAGUAAAUAAUGCCAAGAAUUUAAAGAAUAUGACGAUAAAGAUUCUCCAAAUGAAAAGCAGCCACAGUAGUGCAGAUGAUUUCUUUGAAGACGUUUGCAGAUUUAGAUACACGAAUCGUAAGAUUGUUUUGAUUGAAUAA
Molecule: messenger RNA, 1254 nt
Organism: Fraxinus pennsylvanica
Lineage: Eukaryota; Viridiplantae; Streptophyta; Magnoliopsida; Lamiales; Oleaceae
Source: the annotation of a GenBank genome assembly